Messenger RNA from Talaromyces amestolkiae, 780 nucleotides. RefSeq lists its product as uncharacterized. The coding region runs from base 1 to 780 and encodes 259 amino acids. The transcript has a single exon. The record is from RefSeq and is a predicted model, not a curated record. NCBI's taxonomy places the organism in Eukaryota, Fungi, Ascomycota, Eurotiomycetes, Eurotiales, Trichocomaceae.
AUGACUGGAGGCAUCCCUCACUACGGCGUCUGGGUCGGUCAACCCACCCGCUACACAGCCCAAACCCUAGAACAAGACCCCAAAUCGCCUCAUAUCUAUCUCUACUUCACCGACUCCUCUGACACUUCCUCAAGCAGCAAGGAGAUCGAAGCCGCCAUCAACGUUCGCUCCACCGACAAGGACUCCAGACUCGUUUACUGGCUGACGCGCAACUUCUCAAACGCCAUCACCCAGCAGCUGGACAGCUUGAGCCAAAGCUUUCAUCUGCUGAGCGACUACGCUCACGUCUCGAAUCGUACUCGCAACAACACUCGUCACGGCCACAGCCACAAUAACAGCCAUCACCACGAUAGCAGACACAACAACGAUGCCGCGACAAACCUGCAGGGAUUGGACUUCAUCCGCACCCAGGGUCUCGUAGAUAUCAAAUCCGGCUCCGUGCUACCGACUGAAGCAGCUGGUCCCAACAACGACAUUCUAGACGAGCUCGAGCCCGUUUUAACAGAUGCCAUCAACCAAAAGGCCACCAUCUACAUCUUCGGCUCUUCCUAUGGCACGGGCAUUCAUGACGUUCACAUGAACCAGGGAAGUCAGCCGUCCUAUGAGAACGGAAUCUAUGAGGAUGGAGCAUUGCUGUUCAAGUUUGCGGAUGGGCAUUGGGAGGCGGUGUUUUUGGCAUUUGCAUCCCAAAGAAUUCCGACGGAUGAUAAGGGCGAGUACGAGAGUAAUAGUCAGUCGUUGGCUGCUAUUCUUGGGCAGGCUGAUAGCAGUGAUCAGUAA